Messenger RNA from Melampsora larici-populina 98AG31, 2274 nucleotides. RefSeq lists its product as uncharacterized. The transcript is spliced from 2 exons. The coding region runs from base 1 to 2274 and encodes 757 amino acids. NCBI's taxonomy places the organism in Eukaryota, Fungi, Basidiomycota, Pucciniomycetes, Pucciniales, Melampsoraceae. The record is from RefSeq and is a predicted model, not a curated record.
AUGUCAUCAAAUUCAAUAUUUCUGGUGAUCUUUCACCUCUUGAUACUUCAGGCUUCACCCAUGGAUCUAGAUACAUCUUUAUCUCUGGGUCAUAAUAGUAUUUCUAAUGCCAACAAAUCACCAACUAAGGUCUAUCAAUCUUCCACAUCAGAAGAGCCCAAUUUAGAAUUAUCCUUGAACCCUGGGAAAAGAAUUAUCCUUGAAGGACAUAUGAAUCAAGAAAAGAAUGAAGAGUCAAGCUCAAUGGACUCUCCAAUAAACAGUCUUGUUGAAUUAGACAUGAGAUUAACACUUCCUGUGAACAAUCUCCAGGAUAAACCAUUUACUGCAUCUCACAAGCGGAAGAAAUUAGGUUCACUAGAGUCUCAAAAUAUUGAAAAAUCUUGGCUUGGCCUUGGAACUCCCGAUGGACCUUUAGAUAUGUCAACAGUUGGCUCUACUCGACAUGAAAAGCUUCCAAUUGGGAGUAUCAGAAAUUUUGGAGACCAAAUGCUUUAUCGGAUGAGUGGAAAACCUUACACGUAUAGUGUAUCAAAUUCAAUCUAUCCACCACAAUAUCACCACACUAUUUUGGAGCCAAAGCUCACUAUGGUGCCAUUUACUCCCUGGACUUCAAAGGUAGUGCCAUCAAAAGAAACUAUACUGCUAGAGAACGUUGGGCGGGGUUCGGGAAAAAGAACUGUAGAGCAGACAUCAAUAGGAUCUGACAUUGUGAGCCAAAGAUUCAAACAACAACAACGUCAAGUAUACCAGCCAACAAUAUCAGAAAGCGGGUAUCCUAAACAAUACCAAACUUAUAGAACAUUUCCAUCACAUCCAUCUUUUUCAAUAGCCGAAUCAUCUGACAUGCCCCAAAGGCCUCAUGAUCUUCAAUUGACAACGUUAAAAGGGAAUCCUGAUCAAGGGACCCAAUACCAAGAGAGAAAAUCACAAGAGACCCUCAAAUUAGAACAUAUUUGGUUAAAAACCAUUGAAAGUUUGGGGAAUCGAUUGAUUGAUGAAUCCCCUGGUCUUGAUGUUUCAACUUGGCUGAAUGUCCUACGUGAUGAUAUGAAAGAACUUUGGGAAAACGAUCCUAUUAAAAUCUUUAGAGGAUAUGAGAUUCCUUAUGCGAUUACAAAAUCUAAAGAAAGAUUAUCAGGAACGUUUCUAGGUUGUUUGAAAGUAUUACAUCAAGUUAAAGGUCCAUCUAAUAGAACCCAAGAUCAAAUUGUUGAAUUAAUCAAUGAUGGUUGGUUCCUCAUUCAAAAGUUGUUAAAUCCAUGGAGAAUUUCAUUAUCAACCUCAAAUGCAAAAAUCAUUCCAGUAAGAAAAGUCAAUAAAAUUGCAGGAAUGCAACCACUUGUGCUAUUCUUUUAUUUAGCUAGAGGUGGGGCUGCUCCAAUCGCAAUUCAAUACCUUUGGACAUUUUGGAAGAAAUGGUAUAGAGAAUCAAGUUCUACUCAUAAGAGAUUCCUUGCAACUCGUGAUCAUUUUAUUCAUGCCAUAGGAACAAGUUUGAAACAGAUCGGUCAAUCAUCAAUUUAUCAUGAUGAUUGGUUAAAAGAUGCAAACAUGCUGCCUUUAGAUGAAGAGAUUUCUCAUCAUGAUCUUUUAGAUCAACAUUGUCUUCAAUGCCUUCAUCUUUCAAGAACAUCUAUAGACAAAACCAUCAACCAAGGCGAUUUACUUACUUUGGCUGUCUAUGUGGGAAGAUUUGAAGUUCAACUUUUGGAACAUCACGAAGCAGUAGAAGAAUAUUUUGAUGAACUGGGUGAAGAACUACAAACCAAAUUAUAUAACAUUGGAUCACAGAAACUUAAAGACUUCAAUCCUUCUAUAAACAAGUUAGUAGGAUCCAUGUACAGAAGAAUCACAAUCCCGUUCCUUGGAUCUUUGCAAAUGUUACAUGGGAAUGAUCUUACAUUAAAAGCAAAAUCAAAAGAUCCAAUAAUCUCAGAUGGAUGGAGAUUUUUAAAAACUUUGAUAGAUCAAAUAAAAGAUAUAAAUCUAAUGGACUUGUUUGAAUCAGAACAUCCUAUCACUCCAAAUGAACUUCAUUGUCCACAAAACAUUUAUGACCUCUCGAAGAAAAUGUUAAAACUAGGAGAUACUUGCAAUGUUUUGCUAUCACAAAUUUGGGAGCUUCAUACUCAAUGGUCUCAAUCUUCUUCAUUUGCUAUAAUGCCAUUGGAUUCUAAAUCUUUUGAAGAGAAUCUAAGAUCAUAUUACGCAAGAAUGCAUAUGAGAUCGCACAAACUAUCAAAUUUGGGUCGGGGAAUCUAUAGGGAUUGA